Molecule: messenger RNA, 765 nt
Organism: Endocarpon pusillum Z07020
Lineage: Eukaryota; Fungi; Ascomycota; Eurotiomycetes; Verrucariales; Verrucariaceae
Exons: 4
Coding region: 1-765 (254 amino acids)
Source: RefSeq, a predicted model, not a curated record
AUGGCCACGCCAAUAGCAAAGCUCGAGCGUAACAAUCUGCUGCUUCUCAAAGUGAUCGAAGCCCAGCAAUCUCUAAAAUCACUUGAUGCAGCCAAGACAGUUGAGGAAUGGCCUCCCUCAGUCGGUCCUUCUCCCUCGGCUCGCAUGAUAAGCGAACAUCUCAGAGCCAUUGCCAAGGACGCUGUCGAGAGAGGGUUGGUUCAUCCUGACUUCAAAAUCUCAUGCUCCAACUACUAUCCACCAAAGGGGCAAAAGACUGGUCGAGACCAGCGUUCUGCACCAUUAGCCAAGAAGCGAGCUAGGAAAGAGGCAGAUGAGGACGACAUGAUGCAUACGACCGAUGACGAAGUGGUCAAAACCAAGAAGACCAAGAGAGGAGGAGCGACGAAGACCAAUGACGGUUAUCCCACCCCGCCCUCUAUUACCAGGUUCAGAUCCCGAUCUACCAUCGCUGAUGUUGCUGGCGCCACGGGCGGACUCGACAAAAAAGCUGGCAAUGAUAGGAAUGGUUCAGAUUCAGACUCGGACUCAGACUCACUCGCCGACCUUGGUGACACACCUACCAAAGCAGGUGCAAACAAGCAGCGCAUACAGCCGGAACGUCGUUCUCGAGCUGUGCGGAAAGACUACACCGAUGACUGGGCCACGGGCGAGCUUGAUGAAACCGAUGAAGACUUUGAUCCCUACAAGAUGCGACAAGAACAGGAAAAGCAAGCAAAAAGGCAUCGUGCACGUCGGUAUGCCGAUAAUGACGACAGUGACUAA